UUAACUCCUGGAACCUACCUGCAGGGCUGGAAUUUAGCCUAAAUGCAUAUGAAGAAAUGACAUUUUAAACCAUUUUAAGAAUACCUUAAAAAUUUCCCGUGUAGCAGGAUUUGAUAGGCUUAACAACGUGACAGGUAAGAACUUUCUUUCUUUCUAGUCCCUGAACGCCCCACGCAGGGAAAGCCGAAGCGGAACGGGAUCCUGGAGGAAGGAGAGCCAGGGGACCCGAGUGCCCUUCGGGGCUCGCAGGCACUCGGCCUGGCGGCUGCUUUCGAGACAAGCUCAACCCUCGCUUCCUGGACGGUGGGGCCAGCGGCCGGGAAAGCUUCUGGGGCGCGCGCGCGGGGAGGCGGCGCAGCGCUGCACCUGCCCUGCCCAGGACAUAGCCCCGGGGCGAGACGUCCAGGGACCACCCUCAAGUCAAUAUUGGGAUUUUUAAUAAACCAAGGAAUGGGAUUUUAAUUAUUUAAAACCCAGCUCCUCUGGGCCAGAUGCCGUUGGGAUGGUCCCAGUCACACAAUAUUAAAGAGACCCAUCACUAAGAGGACGAGACAAGCGUUGCAAUUACGAAUGAACCAGAGACUUGGUAGCACAGGGCAUUGAUUGCUGGUGCCCAGCCGGACCCUCCUCCCCUUUCCACCCCCCCCCCCCCCCACCCGAGGCAGGCUCCGGCGGCGGCCGGGACCUCGCGUCCCUACAUCGUGGCCGGAGCUGCAUUUUUCAUGAGCCCGGGGUGAACAGGUGCGAAGUGCGCUGGGAGCAUCCGGCCGACGGCCGGGAGCGGGGAACAUGGAGAGCGAGCGCGACAUGUACCGUCAGUUCCAGGACUGGUGCCUCAGGACUUACGGGGACUCAGGCAAGACCAAGACGGUGACCCGUAAAAAAUACGAGCGGAUCGUCCAGCUCCUCAACGGCUCCGAGUCGAGCUCCACGGACAACGCCAAAUUUAAAUUCUGGGUCAAAUCGAAGGGCUUCCAGCUGGGCCAGCCGGACGAGGUCCGCGGGGGCGGCGGCUGCGCCAAGCAAGUGCUUUACGUGCCGGUCAAGACCACGGAUGGUGUAGGGGUGGAUGAGAAGCUAUCUUUGCGGCGGGUAGCUGUGGUUGAAGAUUUCUUUGACAUUAUCUAUUCGAUGCAUGUGGAAACAGGGCCAAAUGGAGAACAAAUUCGGAAACAUGCUGGACAAAAGAGAACUUACAAAGCAUCUGGAUCCAUUUUUUUUUCAGAUACAGAAAAAUGUGUGAAAUGCUCAAAGUUUCAAAUACAGAUUUCAGAGAGCUAUGCCUUCCUACCAAGAGAAGCGGUGACACGGUUUCUAAUGAGCUGCUCAGAGUGCCAGAAAAGAAUGCAUUUAAACCCAGAUGGAACAGAUCACAAAGAUAAUGGAAAACCUCCCACUUUGGUGACCAGCAUGAUUGACUACAACAUGCCGAUUACCAUGGCCUAUAUGAAGCACAUGAAACUGCAGCUGCUAAACUCACAGCAAGAUGAGGAUGAAAGUUCCAUAGAAAGUGAUGAGUUUGAUAUGAGUGAUUCAACACGGAUGUCAGCUGUGAACUCUGACCUUAGCUCCAAUCUGGAGGAAAGAAUGCAAAGUCCUCAAGCUCUUCAUGGCCAGCAAGAUGAUGAUUCUGCUGCAGAGAGUUUUAACGGCAAUGAGACUCUGGGGCACAGUUCAGUUGCUUCAGGGGGAACACACGGCAGGGAGAUAGGCGACUCCAAUGGUGAUGGCAAACCUGGGCUGGAGCAGGAGGAGCAGCCACUGAACUUGAGUGACAGCCCCCUCUCAGCACAGCUGACUUCGGAAUACAGAAUAGAUGACCACAGCAGUAAUGGAAAAAACAAAUAUAAGAACCUUCUAAUCUCUGACCUCAAGAUGGAACGAGAGGCGAGAGAAAAUGGAAGCAAGUCUCCUGCGCAUAGCUACUCAAGCUAUGACUCCGGCAAAAACGAGAGUGUAGACCGAGGUGCCGAGGACCUGUCUCUAAACAGGGGAGAUGAGGACGAAGAUGACCACGAGGAGCAGGACGAUUCUGAGAAAGUGAACGAGACGGAUGGCGUUGAGGCCGAGCGGCUGAAAGCCUUUAAUUCUCGACCUAUUCCUUCCCACCUUACUUCAGCAGUUGCAGAGAGUAUCUUGGCCUCCGCCUGUGAGAGUGAGAGCAGAAAUGCUGCCAAGAGGAUGCGUCUGGAUAGACAACAGGAUGACUCCGCGGCGGCCGACAAGCAGUGUAAGCCGGAGGCGGCCCAGGCCACGUACUCCUCCUCGGCGGUGUCGGGCUCCCAGGAGGUGCUGUACAUCAACGGAAACGGAACCUACAGUUACCAUAGCUACCGAGGGCUCGGAGGGGGCCUGCUCAAUCUCAAUGACGCGUCCAGUAGUGGACCGACGGAUCUCAGCAUGAAGAGGCAGUUGGCAACUAGCUCAGGAUCCUCCAGCAGUUCAAGCUCCAGACCCCAGCUGAGUCCAACUGAAAUCAAUGCCGUGAGACAGCUCGUUGCAGGAUACCGAGAAUCAGCUGCAUUUUUAUUGCGUUCUGCAGAUGAACUGGAAAAUCUUAUUUUACAACAGAACUGAGUCAAAUGACGAUCCUAUUCACUGAGGUCUAAAUUUGCAGUUUCCACUAAUGACAUUUUGAUUUCCCAGCAGAGACGCUUCUGGUCUUACUGCACAGUCUUAAGAGAAAUACUUCCAUUAUGCCACAUUGUCCUUGAACCAUAAAGUGAUGUGUUAAGGUGCUUCAAAGGAACUCUGACCUCUGAAGUACUUGAGAUACUGUAAUGUGUCCAGCCUACUGCUUUAUGUUUUAGUUUCUCAGCAUAAAUAUCUGGGGGGGAAAAAAAAAAGCUGUAUAUUCUUAAUUCAAGGAUAAAACAGAAGAAGUUUGUGGUAUAAAAAAUAGUUCAAGAUCCAACUGAAAUAUUAGUGGAAUUUACUACUGACUUACUGGACAGAAAGCUACAGUAUCUGGCAAAAAAAAAAAAAAAAAAGCCAAAUUUCUUGUUGCUACAGGAUAUAACAACACUGAGAAGGAUCUUGUAUUUUAAAAAUAUAUAUAUAUGUAAUUUUUAUAAAAAGACAAAAACUUGUUUUUCAUUCAAAAUUGUCAUUUUUACUUUGGUAACUUUUUCAUAGGUCCUAAAAGAAAACUGUUUUGAGAAACUACUGUAAGUACCUUUUCCACAUCCCUUUGCCUUCUCCUCUUUCCAAAUCCUUUCUACAAAAAAUAACAAUGCUGGAAAACAAACCCUUGCUACGUUCUUGAAAUCGUCACAUCGGGAACCACUUCCACGAGAAGCCUGCGCGUCUGCACUCGCGCUCGUCAUGCCUCUCAACAUCGCAGUUUCGCAAUAGAGGUUUUCAUCACAGAAUGUUUUAAUAUUAAAAAAGACAUAUCAUUGAAAAAAAAAAAAUCACACCUUGGUUCCUUACUGCUGCUCACCGUGGAUUGACGCUGCUGUGUUCCGGGCGCGCCUCCAGCAGCAGUUGGAUGUAGAUGGCUGAAUGUUAAGAGGUUGCAAGUGACAAUCUGAAAAUUUGCACUCGAGUGUAGUUUUUCUUUCUCUCUUUCAGAAAUAGUUUCCAAAAAGACCAUUACCUCUCCUGAUAGGAUUUGUAUAAUUUGCAGUUCUAGGUAAUGAAUUACAGUGAUGUAAAGAACUCAGUGGACGCAGCUGCAGCUUUUCCACGAACUUUCCCUUCCUCUCCCUCUCCCCCGACCGUUGCCCUUUCUUAUUUUAUAGUGUUGGAUACCCAUGAAUGGUGUUUUCUUUGUGCACUGAGGCAAGCCUAUUUUUAAAAUAUUUAGGGAGAAGUACAUCAGUUUAUGCUUCUUGUACAAUUAUCUUUCUGUUGUUCUGCUUUGGUUGGAUUAAAAAUUCUUUGUGCAUUCCUGAAUUUGCCUUAUUUUCUGUAAAACUUAUGUCAUUCAGUUUUUGAUAAUGAGUUUAAGGCAUCAGUGAUAUUUCUUAUGUACUUGUUACAUAUAGUUUUUCAAGUAAUGACUGUGAUUGUGACCAAGUAAUGUGCACUUUUUCUUGUAACUGUGGACAUUGCUAUGCUUUUUCUUCUAGUGUUUCUAGAAUUACUGUUCCUGACAGUUCCGUAAAACAAACAAAAAAACACAAAAAAAGAACUUUUGUGAUACUGUUGGUGAAUAUAAUGUGAAAAACUUAUUGAAAUAUGAGUAUUUUGGAAAUACAUAGAUGCACAAACAUCUUUUAAGGUGUGGAUUUAGAGUUUGCUUAUUUAAAUGAAAAUUCAAAAAAAAAAUCGAGGGCUGGUAUAAUUUUAUCUGUUUUGUUUGGUUUAAUAAACAGAUUUCUGUGUAAAAAUAA
Messenger RNA from Mustela lutreola (European mink), 4337 nucleotides. It is a transcript of the gene NOL4, whose product is annotated as nucleolar protein 4. NCBI's taxonomy places the organism in Eukaryota, Metazoa, Chordata, Mammalia, Carnivora, Mustelidae. The record is from RefSeq and is a predicted model, not a curated record. The transcript is spliced from 11 exons. The coding region runs from base 790 to 2577 and encodes 595 amino acids.